AUAAUUUUUGAAGUUUGAAAAAGGUGCCCCAAGACUGAUCAAAAUGGCUUAAAACUUCAAUAUAAAAUCAAAAAUUUCGAUUAAAACUGUUUUUAUUGAGAAUUUUAUAAGAAUUUGGAUCCCAAAAUUAGAUCAUGAACUUUGAGCUCAAAAAUCAUUUUUGAUUACUAUUGAAGAAUUUUGAGCUCAAAAUUUGGUCACGAUUAUCAAGAUUUCUGCAAAAGGGGGAGAUCGACUUAUCAAAAUAAUACGAUAAAAAUUUGACAGAAAGUCAAAAGCUUCCGUUCCAUCAAAACAUCGCUUGACUACCUACUUUGAAGAAUUUAAACACAAAAUUGGGGUACGAUUUUCAGGAAUUUUCAGAAAAGUGCAAUGAGACCGAUCAACUAAGUUUGAAUAUUUGAUAAAAAGAUUUUUUGAGCAAUUCUGAAAAAUUUGGAGCUCAAAAUCUGAGUACGAUUUUUGGGAUUUAAAAAACAGUACAAUAAUUUAAACGGGAUCAAAAUUUUAAAAAAAAUCAAAUUCUCAAUCUAAACUCUUUUUGAGCAUCUUAUAGAGAAUUUUGAGCCCGGAAUUAAGUUGAAAAAUUUGGGCACGUGCCAUUUUUAAAUGUUGUGGUUAUUGGGCUCCAGUCUCGUUGGGCCGCUGCGAAAUUCCAAAAUAAGUAAGUAGGAUAUAUUUUUCUCUGACAUUUUCAUUUUUCAACCCAUUUAGGAAAAAUCAUCUGAAUUUAUUAGUUCUUGAAAAUUCCUGCCAACUGAACACGUCUUGUUUCCGAUUGAUCUGUAGAAUAAUUAAUCAUUGAUCAAUCCAUCAAAUUAGUCUAAAUCAUAUUGUGGAGUUGACGAAAUAGGUAUGAUCAAAUGCAAUAUCAUAAAUGUUCGGUUAAUAAGUACCUCUGUACUUACUGUAGGUACAUUCAUAAAUCGAUAUUCGAUGGUAGAUAAAAUUUUAUUAUAUGUUUGAUUACAGCACGACCUAUUUGAAUUGUACCUAUCAGAUGAUAAUCACCUUCACUUAAUCAUAUUUGAUAGCGUGUGUUCGGUUACCUCCACACAUUUUUUGGCUCAUUAAUCACCAAAUUUUCAGUUUUUCGCAUCAGCUCGCACAUUUUCGAAAACACUUUUGAAAAUUUGUGGGGAAAAAAUCGUACAUUUUAUCAAAUGUAUUGGAUAGGUGCACAUUUAAGCUUAAAAAUUAUUGUUUUUUUUUUUUUUUUUUUUAAAUGAAGAAUCACGAUUUUUUUUUGAUUUAUUGAUGACAAUUUGCUACCUACGUAGCUGAAUGUGGAGAUGGGUAAUUUGAGCAUUGGAGCAUGGGUUUUUCCAAGAACUUGAACUCGACAAUAAUUCAAGUGAUUUCUUUUGAAAAAAUUAGGUAUAAUCUAUCUCCUGUUUUGUUAAGCGCCGUGACCAGCAUAUUGCAGCAAAGUAUACAGUCAAAUUACAGCUUUUUUAAAUCUACUUUCCGAAUAUAUAAUCACUAAUUACGUUUUUAAAAUUUCGUUUUUGUAUUACAAGCGUUUAAAGUAGGGUCAAAAUUUAUGGCCAAACUAAGUAGAUUGUAUCAUUUCGAACCCAUUUGUUCAUAGUCACCGCGAAUUGGAAUAAUCUACAUACAUAGGAAAAAUGUUCACCUUGCUGUACGUACCUAUGUUAACAAAAUUUAUCGUAAGUUAGAUGUUUGAUCAGGUGUUCGGCAACGUCGGUCGAAUUUUUUUUUUGGUUUAUUUGGAGGCAAACAAAGAAUUCUGCGCAUUUGCUCUCGCGCUAACUCGAUACUUACAUGUAAAUUUUUAAUCGUGUUCGUGCCUGUAUCAUGUCCAAAUCGAAAAAUUUCGCCAGUUUUUUCAAAAUGAUAACCGUCGAACCGACCUUUCUCUUGUACUGGGCAGUUUACGUAAUAAUAGAUGCCACCAAUACCAACCUACUGCUGCAGAAAAAAUGUCGACUCAGCGCCAUCUCCGAACCUGACCUGAACACAGCCUGCGACGAUGAAAAAAAAGGAGUACUUUUCGCCACCGAAAUGAAUUCGUUUUAUCGUUUCUUGAUGUUAUUCAUCUGUAAAUUCUGCGCGGUAUUUGCGGUUUCUUGGAGCGACCUGGCUGGAAGACGCCGAAGACCUUUGAUUCUUCUACCAGUAAUUGGUCAAAUUAUCCAAGCGAUGUUUGGCUGUUUGCAUUCAUAUUUUUGGUAUUGGGAUCCAUUAACGGCUAUGUUAUCGAAUAUCGUAAUCGAAAUGAUGACCGGAGGCAUUACGUUGAUUAUUUUCGGGGCACAAAUGUACGUUUGCGAUGUAUCGUCGAUGGAAAGUCGUACAAUGAGACUGGGCUUCCUUUCAGCGACUCGAACUCUGGCUGAUUUAUUGGGAUAUGGUGGUAGCGGAUUCAUACUCCGAAGUAUUGGAUUUUUUUACACGUAUUUGGUGUGUUUCACGGUAUCCGUUAUUUCGUUGAUUUUGGCGUUGGCUUUGGUUAAAAAUAUUUCAACUCCGGUUGAUGAAAAGCCACGGAUUUUGGAUGUUUUCAAUGUAAUGAAAAUCGUCGAUAGUUUCAAAUUGAUAUUCAAAAAGAGCCUAGGCCAUAAGAGAAUGAUCGUCUUUGUAUUGCUGGUCAUUUAUACUUCGGUGUUUUUCACCACUCAAGGAGAGAAUGGUAUUUUAUACCUAUUUUUGAGGUAUAAAUUUCAUUGGGAUGAGCGUAAAUACAGUUCGUAUGUUUUCUAUCGAUAUAUCGGCGUUAUUAUGGGUAGCAUAUUUUGUUCUGUUGUGCUGAGUAAGAUUUUGAAAGUGCAUGAUGGAAUCAUUGGUGUAUUUGCUGGAUUAUUUGAUACAAUAGCCGUUCUUGGAUACCUAUUUGCUAAUCAAAACUGGCAUCUUUAUAUUGUUCCAUUAUUUGAUAUUUUUCACGGAACUGCUCUAUCAGUAAGCUUAUCAUUCAUGAGUAAAAAUUAUGAAAGUCACGAACUUGGUCGUUUGAAUUCUGUUAUCGGUAUAUUUGGCCUAAUAGUACCAGCUUGUCAUCCAAUCUAUAAUGGAAUUUUUGAGAAAACUUUGGAUGUAUUUCCUUCGGCGUUUUUCCUGUUGAGUAUUUCUUUAGAUACAAUCGUUGUUUUUCUGUAUUGUGUGACGUAUUAUGUCAGUCGAAAACUAGAAAUACGCGAGAAAGUCAUCACCGAGGAAGAAGAAAAACAAAUGCUUGAUCGAAAUGAUAGUAUUGAUUGAAAAUCCAGAGCCUUUAUUAAUCUUUUCUUCGAAGUUAUGCCGAAGUAUUUUUGAGCAGUAGAAUUUCAAACCCGUCUUAUUGAAGCUCUGAACGUUUAAUGUGAAAUUCCCAUGUGUUGGUUAGCGAAGAAACAUCGAAUAAGUUCACAAAAAAUUGGUAGCAUCGAUGAUUAUAAGCAGUACACUUACCUAAAAAUUGUUUUUAAAAGUUGGUGUGGUGUUUCAAUGUAGAUAUAUUUAGGUAUCACACAAAUUAAUGAAAUAUUCAUUGUAUGAACUACAUAGUUACCAAUUUACAAUAGAGACUACCUACUUAAUAAUAUAGGUAGGUAUAUAAAAAAAUGAUCGUAAUGAUUUAUUAAAACUUACCUUGAGUUUAUAAAAUCAGAUCGAGGGGUUUUGGGGGUGGAAAAAUAGCUACAGUAGAUACACAUAAUCUUCAAAUUAUUGACAGAAAAUAUGUGACGAUGUCUCAACAUGAAAUAUGCUUAAUGGUAAAUUUUGCUAGAUUUUAUAGGGUACCAAUAAUGUUCAAGACAAGAUAGAUUUUACUUAUGUAAUAGUGCGAUUAGGAAUUACUAGGUAAGUACACGCUGACUCGCAUUAUCAACUGCAUUCCUGAAAUAAUUCGUAUAAAAAUUUAGCAACGGAAGCAGAGUUCAUCUCACAUUCUCAAAAAAUUGAGCUAACAGUGCGAUAUUCAAAAUCAGUCCUUGUCGAUAAAAAUUAGAUUAAAUUUAAAAACACCUUACUCUAGAUACACAUAUGUUCUCUUGCCAUUCGUGAUGUUAAUGGUCUCUGGUCUCUGUGUAGACCGAAACUCGUCCCACACUAGUGUUUUUAAUAACAAAAAUGUUUCGUGCAGUAAAAGGUGUUUUUAAAUUUAAUUAAAAUGUGCGAAAAAGGAAAACAACACUAUACGUUCGAUAAAAAUUUGCAUAAAAAUAAUUGAGCCUGCACCAGUAAGUGACCGAGAUUGUUCGCGAAAUAACGCUUUUCUGAAAAAUAUGUAGUUUCGCGCGCCUAAUUAGGUACCACCGAUGUGCCAAACAAAGAAAUCAUAGUUUCAAGAUGCCCGCAUAAUUUCCAGUAAACUCGCGUUUAAUUAAUUGAGUCUACUUAAUUUAAUUUUGAAAAGUGAUCGUUAUUCGGGUACCAUAACAAUUAGUUAUUAUAAAAUGUUAUUCGCUAGCGAUGAAACAGAUUCAAUUUAUUUACCUAUCAAGUAACUAUUAACUACAUAUUGUCUUUGAAAAACCAAAAUGCCAAACCAUGAACCAUAUUGUGGAGUCGAAAUUCAGAAAAUUCGUGGCUAUUAUGACGUGAAUAUAUAUACAAACAUCACCAUACCGAUAUGUUUGGCAGGGAUGAUCUUGAAUCUACUCAACAUAUUGAUAUAUACAAGGAAAACUAUGAAUUCGCCUCCGAACUUGAUACUCGUCCAUUUGGCUGCGGCAGAUUUUUUAUAUUUACUAGAAAGAAUUGUACAUGUGUGGAUGAAGUUUAUUCUACCUAACAGUGGUAUUGACCGAAAACAAUCUUACGCAUUGACAUUACUUUAUUUUUACAACAAAACUUCGCUAGACACGUUUCAGUUUAUAUCUGCAUUUUUGACAGUGCAGUUGGCUGCAUGGAGAUACAUAGCUAUAGUACAUCCGUUGAAGGAACGUCAUUGGUGCAAUCAGAAAAUCACUCGUAAUGUUGUGAUCAUUGGAUAUAUUGUGGGCUGUGUUUUGUCAGCUUUGCCAGAUUAUUUGUCAUCUGAUGUUGAAAAGAGCGACAUUGCUGGAAAACCCCAUUACGUAUUCACAUCAGAGCGACAUCCCAUUAUGAACUUAAUAGGAAAAAUCAACUACGCACUGAUGAAAGUAUUACCAUCAGUAGUCUUACUUGGACUUACUUCCAGACUCGUCGUUACCUUAUUAGCUAGAAAAACUCGUCGCGAACGAUUAGCAUCAUCCGUAAGAAUUGGAAGUAACAUGCAAAAUGCCGAAAUGAGGCAACAAACCAAUAGAUCGACAGCGAUAUUAUUGACAAUUGCGGCAUUAUUUUUCAUUGCCGAGUUUCCAAGAGGAAUUCUAUGGUUACUGAAAACGAUUAAUGAGCAUGAUUGGAGAAUAUGUUACUAUUCAUUCAGGCAGAUAUUCAUAACAAUAAUUAAUAUUCAUGUAUCCAUCACAUUUAUUGUAUAUUACACUUUGAGUCAGCAAUUUAGAACCACCUUUAAAUCCUUGUUCAGUCGUAACCAUUGUCGUAACCCACGUACUAUUAUUCCUCAUCAAACAGUGGCGUAGCCAGGAUUUUUUCAAGGAGGGGGCAAAACCAGAUUUUUAGGCAUGAAAAAUCGAAAUCAGGAGUAAUUUUCUGGAAAUCUAUUGUGAUGUGUGGUGAUUUCACAAAAACGAAGGCAAAAUUACUGCUCGAGCGAAGCGAGAGUGACAAUUUUUAGAAAAAAUGGGUCCAAACAACAAAAAAACGUCCAUUUUUGCAUGUUUUUGUAAAGGUAUAUAUAAAAUGUACACCGUAAAGGUAUAGAUUUAAGUGGUCUCACCUAUAGGAAUAUAUCUAGGAAAUAUCACUAGGGUAAAUGUGCCUAAGUUUGCGCACCUAAUUUUCAAACAGCCGCUACUUUUUAUGAAAAGGAGCUAGAAUAUUGAAAUUUGUACAGAAGGUUCUUCAAACAUUUGGCUAUGAUUUGCCCCAGAAAUAAAAUUUUUAAUCGAUUUAGUUUUUGAUAUUUUGACCAAAAACUAAAAAAAGUCAAAUGCGCAAACUUAGGAAUAUGCCUUCCUAAGAUUGCGCAUUCACCUUCCCAAGAUUGUGCACCAGUGAAAAACAUAGAAAUUCGUCAAUAUUGUUUAAUUUAUGAUGAAAGCAAACCAAAUGUCUCACAUGAACGUGGAUUUGAAACUUCUGAGUGAACCGCACUGGAAAUGCGCUCAUUUCUGGAAUUUCCAGAAUUACACCCAUUUCUCCCUAGCUUUUGACAAGGAGUAAACUCGAUAUACGUAUAUAAGGUGUCAUUUCAUUCAAAUAAAUUGAAUUCUUAAUGAAAAUUUCAAAAAGUAUCAUUAUUAGUCUAGAAAAGUAGCAAAAAAUAAAAAUCGCAAUCUUAGGCACAGGGGUGUUUUUUUAAAAAAUUGAAAAAUUGAAACCUAAUUAAAGCAGAAAACACUUGAAAUAUGUGCUUGUUAUAAUCCCCAGACAAUGACGAAUCUAAAAAUAGCUUAUUUAGAUUUCUACUGCCAUUUCCAUAAAAAUUGUCGCGUGCCACAUUUAUUGGAAAAAUUAUUAAAAAUGUUGAAAAAAAAGUUUUUUGCUCGUCAGUUGGCAACACUUGGUGCUACCAUCUCCAAAAAUCGUUAGGUAUGGUCAUUUUGAUUUUUCUUUCAAGUAAAGGCGGUAUCAAAUGUUGUAACUCUUACUGGUUAUGAGAAAUCGUCACUGCGCAAUCUUAGGAAGCGCGCAAACUUAGGCACAUAGCUAAUUCCUGCAAUGAGAAAUCAGCUAAGUAUUACUUAACCGUGCUUAGAUCCUCAGCUCACACCUCAAAUCUACUCCUAACUAACUACUAACCUGCUCGCGGAUCCUUUGAGCUUUACCGCCGAGUAAAUAUUCCACCAAUUAAGGUGUAAUAUCUACGUACUUAACCUGGAGGGUACGAAACCACCUCACGAUACAAACGGAAUGGAUUAUUUCACCAUCCAACCAACACGUUAACCGAUCUUAUUGCAGACAUUGAACCACAAUAAGCACACUUUAGCACAAUACAUUAACCGGGGUACGUAACAAUACGCAAGACACUUGUCGAGACGUUUAACUCUAAAGCGACAUACAUACAUUGACCAUCCUAAAAUAGCUUACGUUACACAAACGCGACGUUUAACUCUAAAGCGACAUACAUUGACCAUGCUAAAAUAGCUUACGUUACACAAACGUGAAAUAAUACAUUAACCGAGAGCUAUGCGUGACCAGCACACAUAAUGCACACAUUACCCUAACAAUGCACCCUGAAGGGUACAUGAGUGUGCCGAAACAGGCAUCAGAGAGAGAAUUAACUCCCAGACAUUAACCGCGAAUAGAGCACUUGCAACUGAACUGGAGAGACUACCGGAGAGACUACUGCACAGAGUAGCUACAGGAACACUACUCACUGUCUGUUCAAACGUAGCCUCGCGCUUCGGCUCGGCUACUGCCACUAAGCCACGCCCUCGGCUUUGCCAGUGGGAGACAGUAAGCAGGGUUACCACUCAAGCGCACCCGUAAAGUACUAGCAUAAACAUGCAAGGCAUAAAGUAUAUCACAUUUUCUUACAAAUUUUCGCUCGCAAGGGGGGGGGGGCAUGGCCCCCUUCGCCCCCCCCCUUGGCUACGCCACUGUCAUCAAACACACGAUACCGAAGAAACAGACUUGGGAUGGAAAACUUCUGAAGUUUAGCAGCAAUCGUACAUUCUACUGAGAAGUUGAGGCGAUUUUUGACAAAGUACAUAUGAAGAGUGAUAUUCCAAAACUCUCUUUGUCCAUUUUUAUCAAAGUUGGGUUUUCAGUGGUACCUGGUAGAUGAAGUAUUAACUCGCAUUCCUACAUCAUCAACCUACCAAAAUGAGGUGUUAAACUCACCUAAAUAGCCAAUUCACUAAAAAUUAAAAAAAAAAUAAUGUUCCAAAACGCGCUUUGUCCAUUUUUAUUGAAAUUUUUUUCAGCAGUAUUUAGUGGAUGAAAUGUAUACCUACACUCCUACAUCAUAAAUCCACCCAAAUAAAGUGCUAAACUCGCCUAAAAAGCCAAUUUACCCGUUUAAAAGGAAACUGUUUUUACUCUCUCCUGAAAAGUUGUGAAAAUGGACAAAGCGAGUUUUGGAAUAUCACUCUUCAUAUAUAAAAAUUAAAUUCAUACAAUUUAAACCUUGGCGCCUUUUACAGCAAACCUGAUCUGGAGUGGUUGGCUAGAAUGAGAACAAAAUAUUCAUAAUUGGUUUCUGUAAUUUAUUUUUUCAUUUUUUACCAAAUUGAGAUGUUAAUUCGUGUUUUUUUAAAAAAUGAUAUUAAGAACUCUGCACAUGAAGUUGAUUUUAAGUGAGUUUUUGGUUGGCAUCACGUCUUUAUGAUUCAGGAAAAAUUCUUUCCGCGAAAUUCGUCGAGUAAAAAAAUUUUUUACGUAAGAUUGUUCCCCAUGUAUUAAGUGAUGUACACUGGAACUGCGGUACCUGAUUACUUGACGUGAUCAAGUCUCCCCUCCCAAAUUCUUCCCCACGAUAUUCAUUACAGGGAAUGUUCCUUCAAAACGAUUUUAUGGAAAUUUAAAAUGAAAACCAAGUACAAGAACAGAUUAUACAUUACAUAUUUCUAUCUUAUUACAAAGAAAUUGAUUUCUAUCUUAUUACAAAGAAAUUGAUUUGAGAAAAAACCCAAAUAGGUAUCUACUUGUACAGAUUAUGGAGUUGACAACAUGACUUGAAAAAAUUGAUAUCAUGCCCUAAUUAUUCAUUAGGGACUUGAUACCUAAUCAUUUGAGGUACAUUUGAUGUUCUUAAAUUCCCUAAGAAUUAAUUUUAAAAAUUCCAUAGGGAUUUCAUUUGAGAAGAAUUUUUCUUCUAUUACCGUUCUAUGCUGUCUCCCAAGUUGGAAAAAUUUAGACGACUCAAAACUACUGAUUUUUUUUUCAAACACUGGAAAAAAUUAAUGGUCAAUGAGAAAAAAUUCACAAACUUUUUCAUUUCAUUCGUAAUUUUUUAUGGCUUUAAAAAUCACAAUUUGCAUUCAACAAUCUUUAUUUGUUUGGCUCGCCUCGGUCCAUUAAGUAUUGUCAAUCUCUUUGCCUAUUUCGGAUAGGAAUCUUGGCACGUAAUUGGGAGGGGCAGGGAAGUAGAAUGUCUUCAAAAUUUGUGACAAUCAUAUUUCAAUCGUUUCUGCACAUAUUAUAGUGUCAAAUCUGGUGGAUACGAUAAUGAGUACCUACGUUACUAUUCAUAAGUAAGUAACUUUAGGGACACAAUUAGAUUAUACAUAUGUAGAUACCUAUGCAGAUUUACCAAGAACUUACACAAUUUUGUUUACA
Planococcus citri (citrus mealybug) is the source of this 9279-nucleotide messenger RNA. Its product is annotated as probable peptidoglycan muropeptide transporter SLC46. Lineage: Eukaryota; Metazoa; Arthropoda; Insecta; Hemiptera; Pseudococcidae. Gene Ontology annotation, cellular component: membrane. Gene Ontology annotation, biological process: transmembrane transport. The transcript is spliced from 8 exons. The coding region runs from base 1819 to 3222 and encodes 467 amino acids. Gene Ontology annotation, molecular function: transmembrane transporter activity. The record is from RefSeq and is a predicted model, not a curated record.